CCUGUGCUAGUGCUGCCGACGGUGCGUGAUCGUGCAAACUAUGGUGCUACAGUUUUGAAAGGACGCUUGUAUUCCCGUGCUGUUCGCGAGAGGGUGAAAAUGAAUGCCGUAACGAGAUUGAUACGGCUACUAUUAGUAGUUGCUGUCAUCAACUACGCCAGCUGUCAGGAUGGGUACAGUGAGCAGGAUCUACUUCGGUACCAGCAACAGUUGUCGAACCCCAACAACGAGGGCCAAGUGGAGACCAUCACCAGCUACAGCACCAACGUCGUCCAGCGCGACCCAAUCAGGAAUGAGCACUCGAUCAGUUCCGUAAGUGUGCAGUAUCAUUUGACAGACGACGCGGAGAAACCCAAUAACUACCACCCUGGAAGAAGCGACAGGAGGAAAGUGUUCCGCAUCAAGAAUCCAUUCCAACGCCAAUUGGAGCCGAAUGAUAGACCAGAACCUGUGGACGAUAUUACUGCGCCUCAAGACAGCAACCUGGGAGCGAGUAAUCAGUAUGCUUCUAUGCAGUACUCUUUGCCGCCUGAAGAGUUUCUGCAAAAGUUGAGGGCUGAAAAUCAGCAGCAAGCAUCUUACUUGCAACAAGUUUCAACUCCGAAUCCGUUGCUGAGUUAUACCGCUACACCACAGUCAGCUUACCAGUACUCGACCAUCAGCCCCAACAAUUACGACAACAUCCAGCAGCAGCAGCAGCAGCAACAGCAACAACAGCAGCAGCAGCAGAUUCAGCAGCAACAGAGUCUGAACCAACAAGCGAAUCAAAUCAGUCAGCUGGAACAGAAAAUUGCUCAAGCACAAUCACAGUACCAGGCCAACCCAGCUGCUUACCAGCAGUACGCGGGAGCAUUUGCAUUUGAUGGAGUGCAGAGUACUCCAUCCCCUCUUCCACCAUUCUUGUCGACUGCCUCUAACCCGUUCAUAGGGACACCUACUAAUGCAUAUGUAUCAAGCGCUGCCCCGGUGUUCCUCUCUAGUCAACCGAGUGUGCAGCAGUAUGUGUCUUCUCCAGUCUCAGUCGUACAAACUGGGUCUCCAGAUUACUCUAACUCAGUCAGUACCGUUGCUGGUAAUACGGCCGGGUAUGAUCCAAACCAAAACAAAAGAAUUCAAAUAGACCAUUACGAUAAUUCUGCAAACGGUAUGAGGUAUCCCAGUAAUCUGCAACAGUAUUCGACGCCGUUCCCCUCUUCAACUCCUGCCCCUAGCUCGUCGCCGUAUUCUGACGCUGUACACGAUUCUUGGCAAAAUGCAAUCAAUGCUGGUGUGAAUUCUCUGACUAAAACCUUACAAGAAUAUUCUUUAUCUCAAUAUCAAAAUUCACCGUACAAUACUAACCAGCAAGAAGGGAGAUCUGACGUAAGUCCGGAAAAUCAAAACUCUGAAACCCAUAGAAUUAGCAAUGUCCCUGUGGGAAGUAAUCCUUACUCAGAUUACGUUCAGCAAGAAUACCAGCCUUAUAACAGACAAAGAGCAAGAGAUCUGGAGCAUCAAGCUAGUCAACCUGGUGUCUAUUCAAGCGGUGACUAUGGAUGGAAAGUAAAUGAGAAGAAACCUGUAAAUGACGGUUACGCAAGUGGUAGUUCUCCAACGCGGUAUCAAACGUUCGGCUACAGCGCUGACGGCAACGCUGUGAGUCAAAUGAACUUCUAUCUUGACUCCAGUAGGUCGCAGAACUAUGAUCAAAUAUCUAAAUCUUCAGCUGAAAGCCACGAUGCCCGUGAGUUUGCUAAGGCCGCUGCUAAAGCACAAGAAAAUAUGAAGCAGCAACAACUAGCCAGACUAGCUGAGUCUUACUUUGGACAUAAUCAUUACUCACCAAAUUAUGGAUCAAUGAGAAAUAAUCAACCACAGUCGGUUUCAUCGUAUUACACAAACACUGAAGGCCCCAAAGGAAAACUUUAUGCUGACAGUUCAAACACAAACACCGUAGUAUAUGGAAAUUCUCAAACACAAGAUUUAAUAACAGCCUCACCGUACUUUUAUGGAAAUACAAAAGAAAGUUCUUUUGAUAACAAACCAAAACAGCCAUUUGACCAUGCUAAGGCUUUGAAAAACAUUGUUCCCAUAGAUGUUUCCAAUGUUAUUGGCAGUGAAGGUUCCAAACCUACAGUUCUUGAUACCAGUAACAGAUACAAUGGUAUACCAAACUUUUCAAAGGAACAACUUGAACACAACCUAAAGCAAUUCUACAAACCAGUUACUGAAUCUUAUUACAAAGACAAAAACAGUGGUUACGGUUUCAAUAUUAAGGUCAAGCCAGAUGAUGUAACUGGACCAGAUAGUAUCAGACAGUUUGAACAAAGUAUGCAGUAUUAUGGAAAACAAUCUCCAACCGAAUCUCUAUAUGGGUCAGGUACAGUAGGAGAUAAUAAAAGAUACGGUGAAACCGGACCCCAACAAUUAAACUACUUAUCACAAACAUCCAACAACUUCCCAUCAGUUCAAUCAUCACAACAACCCCCUGUUCAAAAUAGUCCACACCGACCAUUGAAUACAAUUCAACAAACAGAUGUUCUAAAAUUCAAUGAUAUCCCUUACAGACUAACACAAGGUUUAUCCAGUGAAUCCUUACGCCUGAAUAAUAAUAACUUUGAUCAAAGUAAUAUCCCGACUCCUAUUCCCCCUAGAAUUAACCAAAACGUCGAUAGCCAUCAGAUUGAUGUAGCGAACCACAUUCUCCAAAAACUCAUGCAAAGCAAACAGCCGCUUAUGAGUGGUAAUAAUCAAGACCUUGAAUUGCAGGCCGCCGGUUUAUCUAAUAUUAAUGGCUUUAGGGUGGCAAAUCCAUUUAACGUAGAUUUGAAACUUGUAGCAGAUGUGUUAAAAGGAAAACCAACACUUGACGAUUCUCACAUGUUAGGAUUGAGAGAUCAAUUUAACAAACCGAAUCCGAUGAAGCUAGAUAUGUCAGCAUUGCAACAGUUAUUACUUAAAGCCGAUAAUUAUGGCAGCUUGGGAUCUUACUCAGGUGGCUUGACAUCUAUUGGCAAUCCCUAUUACGACAUAUACAGUGGGCGGCCAUACCAGGGGGUGAAGUAUUCUCGAAGUCAAGAAGAGGAAGAGAACAUACCUAUUGCUGACGCUUCCAACACUCACCCUAUAGGAGCUGUUAUAGAGCAAGAAGAUGCACCAGACGCACGAGAAGUGAGUGAAGGAACUGAUUUAACCGCUUCCGAUGGUGUGGUUAAUGUUUACGAGGACAACCGACCUAAGAAUGUUUACAACAAUGACCACAAAGUCAGCGAGAGACAUCCGAACCUCUUGUCGCCCAGCAGACAUUCAUACCCGAGGAAGUACCCUAAAAGUGACGUAGCGGAACCGUACCCUCUAUUGAAGCCACCUCCCCAGCACUCGCACCGCAGUCGGUCAGGGCACAGUAAGAUUGAGAAGCGUGGCCCCAGGAGGCGUAGAGUGAAUAGACCUAAGUAUGCGAGAGUUCUGAAGACUGAGGCUCUGUUUGAGGCGGAGAGCAGUCCGGUGGAAGAGAAGCGAGAGGAGCACCAUGUCCCCACGGUACUGCGGCCGCCGCCACAGAUCCCCGAGGCUAAAUCAGACGUCGUGGAAGACGACCACUCCUCGUAAACUCUACCUGCCAGUAUAAACCUACCGUUUUAAUGCUUACCACAAAUUUAUGUCAUGUUACUCGUAAAACUUGAAUUAUUUUAUUACCAUUAGCAAGUCUUACACUUAUGUAUAACCUGUUUAUAUGAUCUACUUUUGUAAUUUUAGACAAGUUUGCUAAGAUAAUAUUGUACGGUCCUAUUGUCGUGUUCUUUGCUCUAAAAUUUUAUUGUUGUUUGAAAAGUUUGGCAUUUAUUAAUUCAAAUAGGGACUGAUCGUUAUAUUAUUGUAAAUAAUUUAAUUUAAUGUUAAUUUAAAUUGACAAACGUAAACUGUAAGAGUGUAAAUAUUUUCGUUAGAAGUAGUUUUUAUACAAAUGUUUAUUAACUUGUACCUUUUAUAUUAGUUAUUUUGUGAUAAGUUAAAGAUAAUGACUAUGUCGUUGUUAUUCUCAAUAAUCUAGAGCUCUUAGAUUAUAUAA
Molecule: messenger RNA, 4048 nt
Organism: Plutella xylostella (diamondback moth)
Lineage: Eukaryota; Metazoa; Arthropoda; Insecta; Lepidoptera; Plutellidae
Source: RefSeq, a predicted model, not a curated record